Messenger RNA from Portunus trituberculatus (swimming crab), 5921 nucleotides. RefSeq names its product putative neural-cadherin 2. Gene Ontology annotation, biological process: homophilic cell-cell adhesion. The record is from RefSeq and is a predicted model, not a curated record. The transcript has 21 exons. Gene Ontology annotation, cellular component: plasma membrane. Lineage: Eukaryota; Metazoa; Arthropoda; Malacostraca; Decapoda; Portunidae. Gene Ontology annotation, molecular function: calcium ion binding. The coding region runs from base 1 to 5310 and encodes 1769 amino acids.
AUGCAGGAGGGGAUAAACAAAAAGCAAACGUCGCUCUGGAAAGAAUAUCGACGACAUGCCGCUCCUGGACUUCGGGGAGCACCAGGAAACGUGUCUCGCUGGAAACCAAAACCCACGAGCGAUUCUGAGGGGAAGGAGGAAAAUCUAUCGCCACCCGCAUCUGCAGGAGCGAACUUAGAUGAGACCUCAGUGGAUCCUUGGGAAAUAGAUGUACCUAAUAAGAGUCAAGUGCCCUCUCGCAGCCCUGCCUCUUUGCCGCAUUCCUCCCUCUUCUUAUCACCUUCCUAUUCCACUUCAACAAUACCUCUGCCUAGAGAAAGAAACCCUGCCACUGAAAGAAGCUUUAUAGAGACUCCCUCAGAUUACCCACAGAAAGGUACACGUGAUCAACACCGGCAGGAGAGGGACACUGAUGCUUCUCUCCAGCACCUCACGAAUUUCAUUGACGUUGAUGGCCAAGCUGAUAUCGGUGAUGAUGAUGAUGAAGUUGGGUACGAGGAAUGCGUCUACUUCACACCGCCGUCGUUCUCUAUUUCCUCGGAGGACUCUGCCACGACCACAGAGCAGCCGCAGGAAGUGUUGGGUGAGGUGCAGCACGUGGUGGAGACGGUGCUGACGGUGCUAGUGAAGGACAUCAAUGACAACGCCCCGGUCUUCCCCAACACCACCAUCUAUGGCAAGGUGGAGGAAAACGGAGCUGCCAACCUUUCAGUAGCUGUCGUCGCUGCGUGGGAUGCUGACGACGCCUCUGAGGGGACCAACGCCAGACUCACUUACUCCAUCGAAAAGAACGUGAUUGACGAGCGUUCCGGUGAUGCCAUCUUCGCCGUGCAUCCCGAGACAGGCCUGGUGCGGACGUCCCUCUGCUGCCUGGACCGCGAGACCACCCCGGAGUAUCACAUCCAGGUGGUGGCGACAGACGGCGGUGGACAGAAGGGCACAGGCACGGUGGUGAUUCGCCUGUCAGACGUGAACGACAACUCGCCGCGCCUCGCCAGGAAGCAGUGGAAUCUGACGGUGCAGGAAACGUGGGGAGAACAGGAGCCUGAGAACACCACCCUGCUGGAAAUUGCGGCCGCCGAUAGAGACACCUCCAACUACUUUCACUACAGGGUAGUGAAGGAGAGCGGUUGGGGGUGGGAGCACUUCGGGAUCAGGACGGUGGGGGCGGUGGGCCAGUUGUACCCGAUCCGCAACAUGGACUACGAGGACGUGAGGCACAGGGAGGGAUUCAAGUUCAUGGUGCAGGUGACAGACAGGGGUCGAGGAGGCUGGACUGAUCCUCUUCAUCUAGACUCAGGUUGGAUCUCUGUUAAGCUUAAAGACGUGAAUGACAAUCCGCCUGAGUUCAUCCGCCCUCACGCUCAUGUCACGGUGAGAGAGGACGCCGCUCCUGGCACUCUCCUGGCCACUCUACCCGCUCAUGACCCAGAUAUGGCGGGAAAGCAGGAGGUAGACUACUGGGUGGAAGGCGGCUGGGGGGCGCUCAAAGUAGACGGUGAAGGGAGCGUGACUCUGUGGAGGGCGCUGGAUCGUGAAACACCAGGCGGCGCUGCUGGCAUGGCGCUUCUGGUGGCGGUGGACAGAGGCGUGCCACCGCUCACCGCCACCGCCACCCUCUCCCUCACCGUGACGGACGUGAAUGACUGCGCCCCCACCCUUCUCCCGCCCACUGUCUUUCACGUGCCCGAGGACUCCCCGCCUACCAUGCUCGGCGUACUCAAGGCAACGGAUAAGGACAUGUGGACGCUGGGUCACGGGCCGCCCUUCAAUCUCUCGUUAUCUCCCAGUAACCCCGACCAUGUCCUGGCCUCUGUGUCACUCAAAUUUGAUCCACUACUAGACAGUGGGCGGGGAGGGGCAGAGCUGUGGACAGUGGGCGGGCUGGACAGGGAGGAGUGGCCCGCCCUGGAGGUGAACGUGUCUGUGGGUGACGCCGGCGGAAUGUGGUCGUCCCAUAUCGUGGUGGUGGUGGUGACAGACCUAAACGACCACCCCAUGAAGCCCGCAGCCAAGACUGUGUACCUGUGGAAGACCCAGGGAGGUGGGUCUGAGGCGCCUCUGGGUCGUGUCUACGUGGAGGAUCCUGAUGACUGGGACGCCGCUGACAAGACCUACGCUUGGGACGGCCCUGCGCAUCCUAUGUUCUCGCUGCAUCCCCAAGAAGGCACGAUAUUCGCCGCUAGCAUGGUCAGGGAGGGAAGCUACGCCCUUCGGUUCAAAGUGAGCGACAAGGCGUGGGGUCAGGAGGACGUGGCGGCAAAUGUGACAGUAGUGGUGCGCGAUCUCAGUCCGGACGCCCUCGCCCACGCCACGCCGGUCACCCUGACGCCCACCACGCCAGAGCACCUCACUCGUGGAUGGACGCCAAAGGGAGGCGGCGGUGGCCUUGGAACAGUGCUGGAGGAGGUGCUGAAGGCGUUAGGAAACCAGAGCAACAACUACAAAGUACAGGUGGUGUCUGUGUACGGUAGUUCGUCUCCUUACCAUACUGACCACACAGCCCAGCAGCGCCUUGGCCAGCACAGCUACUAUAACUACAACAGACAUGCUGAUGAAGGUAAGGCAGGAGAGAAUGGCACUGGUGAGGAAGAGCAAGGAGAGGAUGCUGUGUACCCUCCUCCGCCUCCCUUCGCCUGCGUGUGGCUCAGUGUGGUGGCGCCUGACGGAGUGUUCCUGAAUCCUACCAGACUGCAGGGAAUUCUUGGCCUCCACGUGCAACAGAUGGAGGAGGCCACGAAGCUGCGGGUGAAUCUUGAGCCUCCCAAAGAAGCGGAAAGACGCCUGGAAGACAUGGACGCGUCUCUAACUGAUCUCCAACCUGGGGAUCCGUCCUCUGUUGCCUCUCUUGCAUCUACCACUCUCCCGCUGCAGGUCGUGGACGCCAAUACCACUUCUCUGGUCACCCCACGCCUCACUCGCGCCCUGCCCUGCCGCGCCCAUGACCCGGAGACUUGCACGCCUUCUUCCUGCCUCAACGGAGGACGCUGUCUGCCCACUUCUGCCGGCAACAGGUGCGUGUGUCCAGGCGGUGCAGAGGGUUGGCAGUGCAAGGUACUGGCACGGACCUUCCUGGGAUCUGGAUGGGCGUGGGUACCGCCGCCCCCACGCUGCCUCCCCACCACCCUCUCCCUGCGCCUCCUCACCCGCAGCCCACACGCCCUUCUACUCUACUCAGGCCCUAUGGCACCCACGCAUCGACCUAAGGACACUGCACCGACACCCAUGCUCGCCUUGCAGCUCAGGCAAGGCCGCCCACAGCUUUUGGUGGAAGGGGGCUUGGAGCCGAUGAAGGUAGAGGUGAAUGCCACUCUUACUGACGGAGAAUGGCACCACCUGCACUUCCGCCUCGAUGUUCAGGGCGUGGCGCUCAUGGUGGACCACUGUGGGCAUGGCUGGGAAAGGCCUAACCAAACCUACACCCACUGCUUAGGGCGCAGGGCGUGGGCGAACCCCUUGGGAUGGGGGGCGUGGCCAGGCUCAGGGCCACUGCAGGUAGGCGGGAUGGCACACAGGCCGCCCACAGCAGAGGAACACCGGUGGGCAGAGGCUCCUCUCCCACACCCACUCCACGGCUGUCUCUCCCAUCUCACCGUUAAUGGACAGCUUGUGGAUCUUGGACAGCCAGCUCAUAGCGGAGGUAGCACAGCCGGUUGCCGCCCUCAAGAAACCGCAUGUUUUGAGGAAGAGGGAGGGUGUGGCCACCGGGGGAGAUGCGUCAGCGGUCUCAACUACCCGGAGUGUGAGUGUCACCCUGGGUGGUUUGGUGUGGGCUGCAGUACACCCUCGCCCUCAACCACCCUGGGUCGCGGCUCCUACAUGCGUGUCGCCUUGUCCUUCACGCCGUCCCCCACGUCACUCAGACUACAGGCACGGCUGAGGACAUGGGGUAGAGCAUCAGGGGCGCUGUUACACGUGGCAGCGCAGCACCACGCCGCCGCCUUCACUUUACAUCUUCGGUCGGGCAUUGUGUGUGUAUCUUUGACCGGCGCGGGCGUGGGCCUGCGAGAGGCGUGCGUGGAGGGCCGCAGCGUGGGCGACGGGGCGUGGCACACAGUCUUCGGCGAGCGGCACGGUGUCAACCUGCUGGUUGGUGUAGAUGACGGAGACGGUUGGCGGCGAAACGAUAGCCUGGUGUCGCUGCAGGAGUGGCACGGGCGUGGGCGUGGGCGCGGUGAUGGCAGGGGUGAUGCAUUGCCUUUCCCACCACCUGUUCCCAUCCUAGUGGACAAGCACGAGGGGGUAACAGUGGGAGGACGGCCGAAGAGCGAGGGCGGCGAGGUGGUUGACGUGACGGAGGACCUGGCUGACGUUUGCAUCGAUGACGUGCGAGUGAAUGGCCGGCACCUUCCCCUCCCACCUGCGGCGAAUGGGACCAGCUGGGGACAGGUGACCACCGCUAGGAAUCUGACCCAGGGUUGUGUGACGCCUGACCCCUGUAUCAACGCCACCUGCUCCCCGCCACUGUCCUGCAGCGCGGCUUCAACCUGGGACCAACCCGCUUGCAGCUGCGGGUCUGGGCGGCUGCUAGUGGGGCGCCGCUGCGAGGACGUGGACGAGUGCCUGUGGAAUCCCUGUCUACACGGAGGCACUUGCACCAACCUACGUCCGGGGUACCUGUGUCUUUGUGGGCCCACCCAUGCCGGGGACCAUUGCCAGUGGAGCACACGCACUCACGCCCCCUCUGCCCUCACUCUUCCUGCUGUUCUCGCUGUCUCCCUAGUGGCGCUGCUGAUCCUCGUCUUCGUCGUGUCUCUUCGCCUACACCGGCGCGGAAGCCUGUGUAUGCGGAGCCGCUCAGAGGAAGAGGCGAGUGGCGGCAAACUAACGCUAAUGGAGAUGAAAGCAGGCAGAAGAAGAGGAGGAAGAGGAGUAGACGACCCAGGAGGGGGAGGAAAAGGAGAGAGUAGUAGAAGGAAGAGUCUCCAGAAAGAUAACUCCCCUGAUAGUUUUCUUGUGCGUCUUCGUUUAAAGUUUUCGGGUCAAGGAUCCUCGUCGUGUGAGGCGCGGGCAACGCGGAGAAGCUCAUCGGGCAGCAGGAGGGGAUCGGGCAGCCACAGAGGGGGCGCCUCUCCUCCCCCAGUGACGCCCGUAAUGGUGACUCCUGACCUAGCGCGGGACGAUCUGCGAGCUUACGCCUAUGAGGGGGAUGAGUCUUCCUCUGGCUCCCUCACCUCGGCCAUCGCAGAACUCAAAAUAAUCAGCGCAAGAGAGGAAGGGGACACAGGCGGCGGCGGGGAGGCAGCAUUAGCGGCAGACCUUCAUCCAUCCAGCUCAUCCCGGGGUUCCUGGAGGUGGUCGAUUUGCUAAAGAACCUCCCGGAAUCAUCAAGCGGGUCCUCAUCCUUCUCCCAGUCAAGCGGAAGGAUUAAUACGGAGGAUCAGAAGUUGCCAUCUGUUCCUCCCCCUCCUCCGCCGCCGUCAGGAGAAGCCGCUUUCCUGGUGGCGAGCAGCGUGGUGUCCCUGCAGCCCGGUGAGGGGAAGGCCAAGACGAGGAUAGGCAAGAUGUCCUCCCCAGCCCGGCGACAGAAAGGACAGGAGGCUGCGGAAAGCGAAGUGCUGUCCACUGUCUGCUGAGUGGGAUAAGUAGGAAGCUGAAGCCGGUGUUGAUGUCCGUGUGUGUGUAUGUGUGUGUGUGUGUGUGUGUGUGUGUGUGUGUGUGUGUGUGUGUGUGUGUGUGUGUGUUAAAGUGCUUAUGCCACAUGGUGUUAUACUUUACACAUUUCCCUUCUAACAAUUUUGAUUUUUCUCUCAUUUUUGUAUAUUUAUUCUCUUUAUUGCAUUUCUCUUCUAAGAAUUCAUUUAUCAUUGCUUUUCCUUUUUCUGUUCUUUAUUUCUUGCAGUAUUGAUGAUGUUCCCACGUCUACUACUACUACUACUACUACUACUACUACUACUACUACUACUACUACUACUACUAUU